AUGGAUAUUUCAAACCAACUGCUGUCAAAUGAUAAUGGAAUGUGGGAUUAUUUACCUGAUACUAUCCUAUUACAUAUUUUUAAUUUUUUAAGCCACUCUGAACUUCUAAAAGCUGGAUUGGCAUGUAGAAAUUGGUGUAGAAUAUCGUAUGAUGAAGUUCUAUGGAAACAUCUAUUCCACAGACAUUUUCAUAUAAGUAAUAGCAUAUCUAUUGCUCCUGGUAAAAAAUCAUGGUAUAUGGAAUUUAAAAGGUUAAUUUAUCAUACUCCACAAAUUUGUUCAGAAGUGAUAAGCGAGCACAGGAAUGAAGUCUUACAUGUCAGUUUUUCUCAUAAUGGUUCCAUGUUUGCCACUUCUUCUAAAGAUGGAUUUGUUAUAGUUUGGAAUUCUUUGUAUCCAGCCAGUAUAAAGUACUCCUAUGACAUGAAGGUCUUCAGUUGGAAAUAUACUCAAUUUUCACAGUUUAAUAAGUCUGAUACACUUUUAUUAGUAUCAGGAGUUCAUUUUGGAGUUCCAACUAGUACAUCUGGAGAAAUUGCUGUAUUUUCAUUGCAAGAUGGAUUUAAUUUGCAAUGUCGAGUUGGAAAUAAGCCUUAUGAUAUUUUUGGAACUUGGUAUAGUGAUAGGCAUCUUCUGUCUGGAGAUCACUAUUGGUUAGCUCAUAUGGUCAGCACUACUGGUCUUUGGAUUAAUAAAGCUUCCCAGGAAACAGCAUCUGAGCAAACUCCUAUAUUAAAUCAACUGUUUCGAUUUUAUAAUACUAAUGCUAGUUCUGUUCGUGUUCUGAUGGUUGCUGAUAGUAAAGUACCUGACAGAUCAUGUGAUGAAAACAUUGGCUGCAAGUCAAAUGGGUCAUUUCCAACAUCAGUAAAAGAAGAAAGUUCAGAGAGACAUACAGAAGAAGAUGAUAACAAUUCCUUAGAAGAAAGUGAUCUUGAAGAUGAUGACCUAUCUGGACUACCUGAAAAGUUAUUAAUUUUUACAAGUGGUUCAAAGACAUAUGUACCCCAUCAAAUAGGUUUUAAAAGAAUAAAAGGUGUAAAGUUUCCAAAAGUUAUCAAUCGAGGACCAAGUGUUAAAGAAAGGUUGGCCAAAAGACGUGAAAGAUUACUUGGUGGUAGACCUUCUUUUGAAGAACCAAAUUGGCUGGAUUACCAAUCUGUUGUGAGAAAGUAUGAUGAAGUAGAUCAUAUAAUGGAUCUUCAUGGCCAUAUAAUUGGGAUGAGUCUUUCACCAGACCAUAGGUUUUUGUACGUGAAUAAUCGCCCUUGGCCUACAGGAUACAGUAUCACCAAUCCUCUGGAUCCUCCUCCGAUUGCUCAAGAAAUUGAUAUUCAUGUGAUUGAUCUCGAAAAUUUCAAGAAAGUUGGUAAAGUUUUGAGAUCUCAUAAGGCAUUUACACCAAACAAUGAAUGUUUUUUUAUUUUCCUGAAUGUUUCUGAAGAAUAUGUAGCAAGUGGUGCCGAAGACAGACAUGGCUACAUAUGGGAUAGACAUUAUGGAAUACGCAUUGCUAAGUUGCCUCAUUUAGACGUUGUUAAUUCAGUUGCUUUUAAUCCUAUGAACCCAGAAAUGCUUGUCACAACAUCUGAUGAUUAUGAAAUAAAGGUCUGGAGGUCAAAAAAAUUCAUGAAUGAGCUUGUAAUAAAAAACAAUAAACUUAAUGAAUUGUCAUUAUCAUUAAAUUCAAUAAGGAAAAAAAGAUCUCAUUAA
Messenger RNA from Nezara viridula (southern green stink bug), 1713 nucleotides. NCBI's taxonomy places the organism in Eukaryota, Metazoa, Arthropoda, Insecta, Hemiptera, Pentatomidae. The record is from the annotation of a GenBank genome assembly.